This is a messenger RNA of Aspergillus chevalieri, 951 nucleotides long. RefSeq lists its product as uncharacterized. The transcript is spliced from 3 exons. NCBI's taxonomy places the organism in Eukaryota, Fungi, Ascomycota, Eurotiomycetes, Eurotiales, Aspergillaceae. Gene Ontology annotation, molecular function: oxidoreductase activity, acting on the CH-OH group of donors, NAD or NADP as acceptor. Bases 1 to 951 code for a protein of 316 amino acids. The record is from RefSeq and is a predicted model, not a curated record.
AUGGACCAAUUCAAAGAACUCACAGCCCACCCCCAAGUCCAGCAGGUGCUCCAGUCGCCACUGGCCCAGAACUCCCUGGCCGCGAUUUUGGCCCUGGGAUUCUUGAGAUAUACAAACCGCACGCUGUCCAGAUGGAGUCUGAACAAUUGGAAUUCAGACUCCUGGCAGGGUGAAAAGGAGCUGGUUCUUCUCACCGGGGGUACCGGCGGUAUUGGCCGUCAGAUCAUGGAGGAUCUAUCGCAGGCGGGUGCUAGAGUGGUUAUUGUGGACGUCAAGGAGCCUGAAUUCAAGCUGCCCAAAAACGUGUCCUUUUACAUCUGCGACAUCACAAAUUCAGCCAGCCUGAAGACCGUCGGAGACAAGAUCCGUCAGGCACACGGAGAACCCACGGUCCUCAUCAACAACGCCGGUGUAGGCCAUGACGGGACCAUCCUCGAGGAACCCGAGGACAAGAUCCGGCAGACCUUCGAGGUGAACACAGUCUCGCACUUCAUGACUGUCCGGGAGUUCCUUCCAGACAUGAUCAAGAAGAACCACGGCCAUGUGAUUACGAUUGCCAGCAUGGCUAGUUUCAUGGCGUUGGGUGAGAUGGUGGAUUACUGCUGUACGAAGUCCAGUGCGCUGGCGUUCCAUGAGGGGUUGAGACAGGAGUUGAAGUUCUGGUACCAUGCCCCCAAGGUUCGGACUAGCGUGAUUCACCCCCUAUGGGUGCGCACAGCCAUGAUCAAGCAGCUCACCGACGCCGGUGACCAAUUCAAUCAGCCGGUGUUGACUCCCCAGACUGUGUCGGCGGCAGUCGUCAAGCAGAUUCUGACACAGAGCAGUGGCCAGGUGAUCCUGCCCUCGCGGCUGACUCACUAUUCGCUGGUUAGAGCGUUUCCGUCGUGGAUGCAGGAGGCUGCUCGGGGGAUUGGAUCGGGGAUUCUGCGGAAGUUGCGCAAUUGUCAAUGA